AUGGCUUCGAACAACUUCCGAGCUAGAAAAUUAGUACAUAUGGUAGUAAACACUGACGUCUGCCACGAUAAUUCUGUGCGGAAUACUGAGCUGAGCACAAGUACGUUAACUAUUGAAAUCGAACCUGAGGAUACUAAAAAAUCUGAGGAUGAAAUUUUUACGGAUCGUCAGGAUAUCGCUUCAUCACAGGACGUGGUUAAUGCAGAUUUCUCAUUAAACUUGUCAUCAGCUGCAUUGGGAGAUAUACGAGUUUCAGAUUAUUCUUUUUCCAAAGAUGAAAGCUUUGGUUUGUUGUGUAAUGAGACACUGACACAUUCUCUUAUGGGCAGUCCAGUUGCUGAUUUUGGCACAGAAGAUGAACCUACCACCUCGCAAGGUCUUCAAGAGAUCGAAAACCAGAGAAGUAACGAAAGCUGUCCGGACGUAGAUAAUGCACCAACAACAUCGAAUAAUCAAAUUCUAGUAACUGAUUCAGUUAUGCAAAAUGAAGAUAAUGAAGCCGCAAACAGAUUAGUGUGUGAUGCUUUAAAGGGCACAACAAAAAAAGGAACACCAAGAAUUAGGAAACUGUAUACAGAAUCUACAAACACUAGAAAAGAAGCAAAAAAACAAAAAAAAAUUGAAAAGUUCUGUGUUAAACCAGCAUGCACUACAUCUUGCAAAAAAAAAUGUGGAGAGAAAUUUUCAGAGUCAGACCGUAUGAAUAUUAACCAACAGUUUUGGGGACUUAAUUACGAAAGUCAAGGAUAUUAUAUUCAGUCAUUAAUAAAGAAACAACUCGUUAACAGACGCUUACAAAUUAGUACCUUAUCUCGUAAUAAUACGUUCAAAUAUUUUUUGGAGAAAGCGAACGAAAAAUUUGAAGUGUGCAAAAUAUUCUUUUUGACUACUUUGGGUUAUAAUAAAAAAAAUGACCGGCGAAUAUUAGAUGCUAUAAAAAAACCAUGGAAUGCUCAAACUGACAAACGUGGGAAAAGAGAGCACAAAGAGAAGAUAGAUAGAAAUCAAUUAAAAGAGCAUAUUGAAAGCUUUAGGCCUGCUAUCGCACAUUAUCGGAGAAAACAUGCACCAAACAAACGAUACUUACCUAGUGAUCUAAAUGCGACUUUAAUGUUUAAAGACUUCCAAGACAAAUUCCCUGAUAUCAAGGUUUCUUAUGAAUUAUACAGACAUUUUUUAAAAAAGGACAUGAAUAUUUCUUUUACUCUUUUGGGCAAUGAAGAAUGCGAGGACUGUGAAAGUUUUAAGUUACACCAGCCCACAUGUCAAGAUUCCGCAUCCUGUGAUACCUGUAUAUCAUAUAAACUACACAAGCAAAAAUACGAGAAGGCACGGAAAUGUUAUCAAGAAGAUGUUGAUUUAUCGACCAAAUUCACAGAAAAAGCUUUUUAUUCAGCAGACUUGCAAAAAGUCAUCAUGUUGCCACGUAUUGAUAUGUUUAAAGCUGCUAUUUUUUGUCCCAGAAUAAUAGCUUUCAACGAGAGUUUUGUACCUUUGGGGCCUACUAAGUCAACCUCUCAGCCAUUCGCCGCAAUAUGGCAUGAAGCCAUAUCAGGACGAAAACAAGAAGAUAUAAUAAGUGCUUUUAGAGCGUUUUUCAUCUGCAAACGCGACAGUACUGACAUAGUAGUAUGGGCCGACAACUGUUCCAGCCAGAAUAAGAAUUGGGCAUUUUUCUCAUUUCUUAUUCAGAUAAUUAACAGCUCUUUGAUAUGUGCCAACACGAUUACCAUUAAAUAUCUUGAAUCAGGACAUACUUUUAUGUCAGCCGAUAACUUUCACCACCAGGUUGAACAACAAUUAAAAAGAGCAAAAAAAGUUUAUGAUUUCUCAGACUUCAUUGAUUGCAUUCAGUUAGCUAAUUCCGGAAAAGUAACAGUGAAACCUAUGGAAGUUACUGAUUUUUACAAGUAUAUUGAUCAUUCAUCGCAGCAUAAAUUGAAAAAGAGCACAAAUCGGAUAUAUUUGAAAGAUAUUGUUAGUGUCGAGGUGCGUAGGAAUAAUUUUAAUUUAUUUGUAAAGACCGAACAUGAUGGUGAACUCCGAGAAAUAGGGUUCCUAAAAAUGAAACACAUAAAGUCUCAUUCAAUUCCCGAUCCCAUACAAAAUUCAAGUCCUAGGGGUAUCACUGAAGCUAGAAAAUCUGCAAUUAUUUCAACGCUCACUAGAGUUAUUCCAGAAAAUAGACUACCAUUUUGGCAAAACUUGCAUACCAAUGACAAUUCAAUUGAUCUAGUUAAUAUUUUAGAUGUAGAUGAUUGUGAUGAGUAA
This is a messenger RNA of Spodoptera exigua (beet armyworm), 2271 nucleotides long. NCBI's taxonomy places the organism in Eukaryota, Metazoa, Arthropoda, Insecta, Lepidoptera, Noctuidae. The record is from the annotation of a GenBank genome assembly.